Molecule: messenger RNA, 3243 nt
Organism: Mugil cephalus (flathead mullet)
Lineage: Eukaryota; Metazoa; Chordata; Actinopteri; Mugiliformes; Mugilidae
Product: anion exchange protein 2-like
Exons: 6
Coding region: 393-1280 (295 amino acids)
Biological process (GO): monoatomic anion transport; bicarbonate transport; transmembrane transport
Cellular component (GO): plasma membrane; basolateral plasma membrane; apical plasma membrane
Molecular function (GO): solute:inorganic anion antiporter activity
Source: RefSeq, a predicted model, not a curated record
GACUUGCUUGGAUUAUUAGUUUUUGUGUCAGAUUUAAAAUUUACUACCCUCUUGUAACCUUAGCAGACAAAACAGUCCCAUUGACUUCUAUUAUAACUACAUUUUUUGCUCGCUCAGCCAUGGCACAAAAAAGUCAUUCAUUCUGCAAUAUAAGGGUUUAAUUUAUGAGAACAAAAUCUUUAGUGUUUAACACUAAAAUCAGCUAUUUACCCAUUAUCGGGCCAAUGCAUAAUAUGUUUAUCAUUUAAUUCGUUUUUGUGCUUGUGCUAUUGAGCUUAUCGCUGAAAUUGUUUGAAAUUCUGCAUUAAGUAACAGUUCAAACUGAGCCUCCUUGUGUUGUUUAGUUCCGCAGGAUUAUUGGAGACUUUGGGGUGCCGAUUGCAAUCCUCAUCAUGGUUCUGGUGGAUUACAGCAUAAACGACACCUACACACAGAAACUGAGUGUUCCCAGAGGAUUCUCCGUGACGAGUCCUCAAAAACGUGGCUGGAUCAUCAGUCCUCUUGGUACCAAAGGCGACUUCCCCAUCUGGAUGAUGUUUGCCUGCUGCUUGCCCGCUCUGCUGGUUUUCAUCCUCAUUUUCAUGGAGACCCAGAUCACCACCCUGAUCGUCAGUAAGAAGGAGCGGAUGUUGGUGAAGGGCUCCGGUUUCCAUCUGGACCUGCUCCUGAUCGUGGUGCUGGGUGGUAGCUCAGCUCUGUUCGGCCUGCCGUGGAUGGCUGCUGCGACCGUUCGCUCCGUGACACACGUCAACGCUCUCACCGUGAUGAGCAAGGCCGUCGCCCCCGGAGACAAGCCCCGGAUCCAGGAGGUGAAGGAGCAGAGAGUCACGGGGCUCCUGGUGGCAGUCAUGGUUGGCCUGUCUAUUGUGAUAGGGGACCUUCUGCGUCAGAUCCCCCUGGCCGUUCUGUUUGGUAUCUUCCUCUACAUGGGUGUAAUGUCACUAAAUGGCAUCCAGCUGACGGAGCGGAUGAUGCUGCUACUCAUGCCACCAAAGUACCACCCGGACCACACCUACGUGCGCAAGGUCCGUACGUUGCGCAUGCAUCUGUUCACCUGCAUCCAGGUGGUGUGUUUGGGGGUCCUGUGGGCCGUCAUGUCGACCCAGGCGUCUCUGGCUUUCCCCUUCGUCCUCAUCCUCACCGUCCCGGUCAAGAUGUUCCUACUGCGACGCAUCUUCUCUGUCAGAGAGAUGGCAUGUCUGGAUGCCGAUGAUGCAGAGCCGAAGUUUGACGAGCGCGACUGUCACGACGAGUACUCGGAGAUGCACAUGCCUGUGUAACCCACAACACGCCCUCAUUUAACCACUUAACUCCUCUUAUUGGACACAAAAUCUGUCAGUCACGACCAAUGAGAGCGAGUUCUGUGACGGAUUACUUCGAAUGUGCAUCAGUCACCGGAAAAUCUCUGUUCACGUAGCACAGCAGUCAAAGAAUGAACGGGGGAUCAAACAUUUGUUUGCGUUUGUCCACUUUUUUUUUUUUUGUUAAAACAUGUAUUUCAGGGGACAAGAGAUACCAAAUCAAAUGAUGUGAUCUCGAGCUCAAAAUUAAACGCGAUAACGGUAGAUAGAUUUGCAAGACUGAUUCAUUUUUAGCCCUGAAAGUUUGCUCUGAUUCACAUUGAAUAGGUGGAGGAUAUAUAGGAUACAUUCCUUUAUAUUAACAGGCUGAGUUAUUGCUAUUCACAUUUGUCUCUUCUUUUCGUAUUUUAAGUUCACUAAGCGCCUUAUGAAGGAAUCAAAGUAUACUGAAUUUUUAUUUUCUUCAUUCUGUCUUAUUUUAGACAGCAGAUCACUUUACCUGAAACUCGAUGCUCGUAGCACUUUUAAAAGAUACCAAAUCUGAACAAUAUCUGUAUUUUAUGUAAUCAUUUUAUCCUCUUAGUGUAUCUUCUUAAAUAUCAGUGUUGCUGUAGUUUGCUUCUUUAAUCAUGUGUGAUUAAUCGGUCUGUCGGUCUUUAACCUUUUAUUUGUUGUGCUCAGUUUAGAUGAUAGUUGGGAUUUUAUUUAAAAUACUGUACCUUCAGUGAAUUGAGAUCGCCACCAGAGGGAGAUCUUGCAGGACUGUCAUAAAGAAGAACCAAAAACAAACAGUAUACACAAAUGCAAUUUCGUAUUACACUAAUGCCAUUUAAUCAUAUUUUUUUUCUGGAAAAUCACUUGGUGGCAUAAUAAAUGUACUCUAAAUGUCUCCACACACAUGUUUAGGGCACUGUAGUACUAUGUUAGUUCGUUCUGAGGUGUCUCACUUGGUGUGGGUGUGGUUCAUGGGAAUUGCUGUAAUUUAUUAGUUUCCUUAUCCAAGUGCCAAAUGUCUUGUGUAAAUAUUUGCAUGAUCAGAACAAUAAGCUGCAGUUGAGUCAUCUCACUUCUCCUAACAGUGCUGGUUUCAGCCUAAAUUGACGCAUUUUUGUUCCUCAUUUUAUAUAUAUAUCUAUUUUAUUUUUUUUUUAGACUUUCACUAAUUGUUUAGAUAUUUCACUCAUGUCUUCUUGGUCGACCAAAUUUCCACACAAGCCGUGUAGACAAUCUCAAUAUUCAUUCACUGCUGAGAUGGAAGGCUUUUAAAAAGUUUUUUUUGUUUGUUUGUUUUUAUGUCAUGUUGCAUCAGUGCGACAUGGGUUGGUUAAAGCUUUGACUGUGUCAAAUAACUUAAACUUUUGGUCCUCUGUUACUCUCACAUGCGUAUUUCUGACACUAAUUUCCCUCGGCCCGACUGUCGUCGUGAUCUUGUGCCUGUUUGGUGUCACACAAAAUCUCAAGUGCCUGUGUGAACAUGAUGUGAUUGGUGUCUUCUGUGUUUUUAAAGAUGGCGCACGUUACAAUAGUUUGCACUGUUAAGACACUCAUAAAUUAAACAUCUCCAUCAUUUAUAUGUUGCAAUACGUGGCAUAAUUUCUGUAUUUUUUUUUUGAGUACAUCACAGAUUUUAAUUUUUUUUAUAGUGUACACCUCCACCCACACCCACACACACACUUGGCUGCACCAUGGCCGUGACAAUGAAGGAUAUUUAUAAGAAAUGGGAGGUGGAGUACAGUGUCAGUUUUGUGUCUGCUUAUUGUGCCUGUGAAUGUGGAGUGAAGGUUGUUUGUGUUUGUCCAAAUAUCUGUCAAAGUCGCAAAAUGCUGAUUGUGUGGAUCCAUUUCAAAAGCAAUACAAAGUCCAAGGGGCUAAUAAUUGCUGGUGUUCCCUUGUACAUUAAUGGUUCAAAUAUUGAUGACAAAUAAAAGUUAUUUUCUAUUGA